Caretta caretta (loggerhead turtle) is the source of this 1750-nucleotide messenger RNA. RefSeq names its product thiosulfate sulfurtransferase like domain containing 1 (gene TSTD1). Gene Ontology annotation, molecular function: thiosulfate-thiol sulfurtransferase activity. The record is from RefSeq and is a predicted model, not a curated record. Gene Ontology annotation, cellular component: cytoplasm. Lineage: Eukaryota; Metazoa; Chordata; Testudines; Cheloniidae.
CGCCCCGCCCGGUGAAUGGAGCAAUGCCGCUGAGCCGGUCCGUGUGUCGGCUGCAGACGCUCCUAGGACAGGCGGGCAGGUCCCUGCGGCUGGCACGAGUCAGCAGCACCCCGGCGCCGGGCGGCAUGGACAGAGGAAACAUCAUUUCCCACAAGGACAUGAAAGCACUGGUCACCGGCGGGAAGGCUCGGAUUAUCGACGUGCGGUUGCCGGGGGAGGUGGCGAACGGCCAUAUCGCCAACUCAGUCAAUAUUCCAGUGGCAGAAGUCGAGGAAGCCCUGAAGAUGGACCCUGAGACGUUUAAGAUGAAGUAUGGUGUGGACAAGCCACGGAUGGAUGACGAGAACUUGAUCUUCCACUGCCAGAUGGGCAGGAGAGGGGCUCAGGCCACAGAGAUCGCCAUGACUCUCGGCUACGCCAAGGCCCGUAACUAUGCAGGCGGCUACAAGGAAUGGUCUGAGAAGGAAGGGAAGUGAAGUGGGAACGACUCCCCGAGGGCUGGUGUCUGUCCCUCCACGCCUAGCAGCUGCUUUGCCCUGAGGACUCUUCCUUCACUUCCUUGCUGCAACGUCGUCGCAUUGCUGCUGACACCUGAUGCUGGGAUGGGAACACUCUGGGUCCUGGUGGGCUCUUGGCUAAGGCACCUGUCUGAGAAGCUGCCACUCUGCUUUCUGUCUCACUUUCCAGACCACUUGUUAUGUUGGAGCAUAUUAAAGUUCUGUAUUAAAAUCACAAAUGAGUUUGAUUCCCCAUAGUUUAAAUUCCAGGGUACUACUAAUUAAGAGGUCUCUUGGGUUUUGGUCUUUUAUUUUUACUGUUUCUCUCCCUCUCUGUGUGAAACUUGCAAGCUGCUAAUUGUGUUAGUACAUCCUAAGACAGAGUCUGUUCUCAAAGCAAUACUUUGUAACAACAACUACUCACACAGAGAGACUCAAAGCGAUAAUUUGUAACAACUAACAACAGAAACAGCACACAGAGACUCCCGGCCCUUUUGUUGUUUUCAUUUCGCUUUUUUAACAAUUGUGAUUAAAAUAGAGAUAGAGGAUGUAUGUGGAUGGAUGCUUGGUGUGGAUAAUAAAUGAAUGAUCAGGGAGGUGUCAGCCUAAGAAUCCAGUUUCGAUGGGCCGAAGAAGGUGUCAAGUGGAAAUAACCAGAGGACCCCCGGAGGGCAGACUGGAAUCCACCCAACAGCUUCAAGGAUGGGAGAACUCAAGAACAAGAUAACAUCUGGCAGCAUGGAGCUGUCAGGAAUGUGCCAUCUGCUGAUUGACAAAGGCUUGACAAAGCCCUGGCUGGGAUGAUUUAAUUGGGGAUCGGUCCUGCUUUGAGCAGGGAGUUGGACUAGAUGACCUCCUGAGGUCCCUUCCAACCCUGAUAUUCUAUGAUUCUAUGAUGAAGCAAUUCCCAUAGGAAUGAAUAGGAAUAAAUAAAUUCCUAUAAAAAUGGACUCUAGAAACUGAGAACUUUGGGGUCUGAUUCUGCAAACCAACUUCCAGGAGCAUCAGAUGAGCAUCUGACAAAGCCCUGCUCCCUCCUUGUGUCCAGACCACCUGGCCAGUGGCUUGGCAUGAGCAAGUCUAAGGCUGGUAACUAUGAUAACAACCUUGCAGAACCUGUGUGUGUGUGUGUGUGUGUGUGUGUGUGAAUAAAUACGAAAUUGAAUGGAAUGUUAUAGCUAUAACUAACUGCUUACUGUGAUUCUUUCUGUAUUCACAAUAAAUGUGGCAUUUUGCCUUAUUCCCUUUAAUAA